Messenger RNA from Clupea harengus (Atlantic herring), 1695 nucleotides. It is a transcript of the gene prlhr2b, whose product is annotated as prolactin releasing hormone receptor 2b. Gene Ontology annotation, cellular component: plasma membrane; neuron projection. Gene Ontology annotation, molecular function: neuropeptide binding; neuropeptide Y receptor activity. Gene Ontology annotation, biological process: G protein-coupled receptor signaling pathway. NCBI's taxonomy places the organism in Eukaryota, Metazoa, Chordata, Actinopteri, Clupeiformes, Clupeidae. The record is from RefSeq and is a predicted model, not a curated record.
AUGGAGGGUAGCGGCGAGCAGAGCUUUGGCUUACCAACCCUGUCCGUCCAGGUGCAGCAGCAUGAAGGGGCAACCAAAGCACCCAACUACGACAUGGCAGCGCGUAACGGCUCGGCUAACUACACAUACCCGUUUGCGGACGUGGCCCUGCUGCAGGUGUUCAAGCCGCUGAUCAUCCCCUGCUACACGCUGGUGUUGCUGGUGGGCGUGUUCGGAAACUACCUACUGCUCUACGUCAUCUGCCGCACGCGCAAGAUGCACAACGUCACCAACUUCUUCAUCGGCAACCUGGCCUUCUCCGACAUGCUCAUGUGCGUCACCUGCGUACCGUUCACGCUGGCGUACGCCUUCAACCCCCGUGGCUGGGUGUUCGGGCGCUACAUGUGCUACCUGGUGUUCCUCAUCCAGCCUGUGACGGUCUACGUGUCUGUGUUCACGCUCACAGCCAUCGCUGUGGACAGGUACUAUGCCACUGUCCACCCCCUGAAAAAGCGCAUCUCUGUGGCGGCGUGUGCCUACGUGCUGUCGGGCAUCUGGCUGCUGUCCUGUGGCCUGGUGGCCCCGGCCGUGGCGCACACCUACCACGUUGAGUUCCGCGACACGGACCUGACCAUCUGCGAGGAGUUCUGGCUGGGUCAGGAGACGGAGCGGCUGGCCUACGCUUACGGCACCUUCCUGCUCACCUACAUCCUGCCACUGUCGGCCGUCUGCGUCUCCUACGUCUGCAUCUCCAUCAAGCUGCGCAACUGCGUGGCGCCUGGGCACCGCACGCGCGACCAGGCCGAGGCACAGCGCGCCCGCAAGCGCAAGACCUUCCGGUUAGUCGCGCUGCUGGUGGUGGCGUUUGCCGUGUGCUGGCUGCCCAUCCACGUGUUUAACGUGCUGCGCGACAUCGAUAUCCACCUCAUCAACAAGCGCCACUUCCUGCUCAUCCAGCUGCUCUGCCACCUGUGUGGCAUGAGCUCGGCCUGCUGCAACCCCUUCCUCUACGCCUGGCUGCACGACCGCUUCCGUGCCGAGCUGCGCAAGAUAUUUACCUGUCACCGCCGCAUCGGCAUCCCCACCAACCACUGCGCCACCGCCAGCGUCGUGCUCUGAGGGGUGUGUGUGUGUAUGCAUCAAACACCAAGCAGUCACACAGCCAGCAGAUACACACUCAGCUAAACCCUGACCGUCACACACACGCAAGAUGUUCACCUGCCACUGUUGGAUUGGCAUCGCCAACCAGCAUGGUUUUUCGAGGCGUGUGUGUGAGUGUGCAUGAAGGACCUCACACACUCAGCAGUCACACAUGCAGCCAGACUUUCUGUCGGAGGUCAGUCACACUAUUGUAAAUGGAAAUGGCCAAAAGCUGCUGACAGCUGUCAAGAAACCUGUGCUCAGUUCUGUCCAAACCCCCAUCCCCCCGCACUCUGAAACUCCUGGUGCCAUCAGCAAAGAAGGGAAAACAUCAAGCUCUUUUUUCUCUCGCUUGAGGUGCUUUAUUCCGUUUGACUGUCAGCCCCUAAAAUGUCAAACUGAAGCGGAGGGAAUACAAGUAAGAUGAAAUGGCGAAAUGACGUCGUCCAGGGGGUGGUUUGGAGAUCUCACUCUAAGCCCUGACUUACACACACACACGCACACACACACAGUAACAUUAAUGGACCCUCACACACACUGGAACAGCAGCAGCAAUGCAUCCCCCCCCCCCCCCAC